CCCCCUUCUCCUUCAGUCUUAACCUCCUGCGUUCUUCAUUGCUACUUCACAGAGAGAAAGUCUCCAGCUUCAACAGCAGCUUGGUGGCCCCGAGUGAAGCCGCUGCUUAUCGCAGGUGUCGACUGGAAGACUCACGAAUGGGCCUGCUCUAAAGAUGAGGCAUUGUGGCCGCUCUGCUGCUUACUCCUUCCCGGUGGACGUUUCUUCUGCUGCCUCGGUGCACAUGUCGGAUCAAGGAGGCCAUGGCCGGGACCUGUUUACAUUUGUUACUGCAGCCUCGUCCCACAUCAUGAGGACCCUGCAGCGCCCCAAGAAAACGAGACCUUCAAAGAGACGCAUUAAUCACCGGAGGUUUCUGCACAACCAGAUCUGCAGGAAGUAUGCAGAAAUAGAAGCAGCCAAUCGACAGCUGGCCUCCUCGAUUUUGUCUCAAGUUGGGUCAGAGUCUCAUUCUAGAACUGUGUCUGAAGAGGAGAGCUUGCAACCGUAUGAGAAGAUGAUGUUGCCUGAUGUGCCAGCCAGUAGUGUGAUCUCAAUAGCCCAGGAGGAUGUAAAGAGUAAUAAAACUCAAACACGCAAGGGAGUGACAGAGGAGAAAGGCCUUCAGAUUGACCCCAGGAAUUCUGGCAGCUUUAAGAAGUGUGCUGACACAGGCAGGCGCCCUUCACACCUUAGAAAUGGCAGUUCCCAGCUUGCUUCCUCUUUGAAACCUAAACUCAUUAAAGUGACGGACAUUCUGGAAAAGCCUUCUGGUGUCCAGUGUAGUAAAACCAACCCAAAGGUAAUGGGCCCUAUGCAAGACUAUGUUAAAAUUUCCAACUGUAUCCCACAGAAGAAAGUAAAAUUUGCAUCCGGUUCUCCAGAAUUCUAUGGAGUGGAAUCCAUAAGAGAUAAGAUGUGCAAGUUUACGGAUCCUGUAUGGAGGAGAAGCAACUCUAGAAAGAUCUGGGAUCAGCCCUAUGCCUCCAAAUUUCCUUUUGGAAUCCUAGACGGUUUGAACAAUAGAACCACAGGGAAAUCCAGACUCAUGUCUGUAGUUGCUGCAAAGGCUACCAUGAGUAUGAAAGGCCAAGAAAAAGACGCCAACCUAGCUGAUGAAGAAGAAGAUGAUAGUGGACAGGAUUCCAGUUGUUGCAUGCAUUCCCCCAGCAACCAGCCGAACAAGGUCGGUCACACAUCUCAUGCCAUUUUAGAAGAGUACUCUGGCAAGGGGUCCACAGAUAGAGUUGCCUCUGCUCUGGUGACCCCUCAGUCCCUUUCAGAUGAGAGAAGUGCAUUUCUGUGGGUGACCAUGCAAGGACCUGACUUGAACGAGGCGGAGUUGGGUGUCUUUGGGCCAACCACCAUGAACCAACCAUAUAAUGUGGAUGAGGAGUGCCACGUGGAGGGGCUGAAUGCUGACACUGGCUCAUAUCGACUAGAAGAUUGCGAGAAGCAGGCCUCCACUAGCAACACCGUUUUCUGCAUCCCAGGCCUUACAGAGGAUUGCAGGGUUACGCAUGCCCCCUUUCUGGGAGUAGCCGAGGCAUUUCCUGCCGAGCCACCUCAGUCUCCUCUUUCACUUAGUCUCAUUCCCCCAACAGAGGAUGAGUGUCUCUUUGACGACAUAACCACAUCAGUCAGCGCCAGCUGGUCUGCAGAUAUAAAUGCACCAGAAAGGAACAGCUGUACCAUUACCCAGAGUUCCAUUACUCUGCAGUCUCCCAUUUGUAUGCCAGAUGUCUGUGAUGACUGGCAGCAUGACGAAACAUCCACUUUAUCCCAUGGGCCACGGCUUCUAGGGCCGGGUAACGCAUCACAUUGGUUACCGGAUAGGCAUAGCACCAACCUAACCUUACCUAACUCAGUCCUGCUAGUAUCCAGGGUUUCAGACAACGUACCAAAAAGGAACUCCAAGGAACCGCAUAGCCACAGGUUCUCCGCCUCACCCGGGUACUUUGGAAAAUCGACCCUCCACCCACCUCCAAAACAACGUUUAGGCAAUUGGAUGGGGAGUGGCAGUGAGCUCCUGGUGCCCUGGGUCGAACUUGUUUCUCAUAUAUCAAAUAGCAGCACUGUGAAUAUCGAGGACAGCACAAGUAACUUGAUUCCAAAAGUUUUAGGCAAUGAAGAAGGGUUGUUUGAUCUCCAUGAACUCUGGGAUCUGUCGCCUGCUGGCUUGUGAAAUUGCAAGAUGAACUGGACGCCAGUAAUGGAAAGGAAUGGUUCAGAAAUGAAGAUCAACUGAAUAUGCAGUUUGACACUGAAAAGGCGCAGAGCUGUUCCUGGUGGGAUUCUGCAGCAGGCAAACACUCGCUGUAAAUAAAAUUCCAUAUGGAUACAUGCCUAUACACCUAUCGCUCGCUUUUCUUUUUUUGUGAUUUCUUUCUAAUUAAGAUGAAUGGGAAUCAUGGAGUGACCCUAAAAAAGAACCGGCCCACGAUAUGCAGUACUGCCUGCCGAAUGUAAAGUCAAGUGGCCACCGUCUGAGGGCGAUCAAGGAGUUAAGGCAGAGUUUAUUUUUCAUAACAAGCUGACAAAUUUUCCAGAACUCUCUCCCAGCCCCGGUGUGUUUAUUCAGACCAGAAAAUGCAUGUCUGUUCCCUGCUCAUCUGUAACUCUGUCUCCAUUACUGACAGUUUGUGAAGUGAAAAAAUAAA
Erpetoichthys calabaricus (reedfish) is the source of this 2639-nucleotide messenger RNA. RefSeq lists its product as uncharacterized. Lineage: Eukaryota; Metazoa; Chordata; Cladistia; Polypteriformes; Polypteridae. The record is from RefSeq and is a predicted model, not a curated record. The transcript is spliced from 4 exons. Bases 155 to 2164 code for a protein of 669 amino acids.